This is a messenger RNA of Aphidius gifuensis, 1488 nucleotides long. RefSeq names its product leucine-rich repeat-containing protein 15-like. Lineage: Eukaryota; Metazoa; Arthropoda; Insecta; Hymenoptera; Braconidae. The record is from RefSeq and is a predicted model, not a curated record. The transcript is spliced from 2 exons. Gene Ontology annotation, molecular function: protein binding. The coding region runs from base 1 to 1488 and encodes 495 amino acids. Gene Ontology annotation, cellular component: plasma membrane.
AUGAAGAACAACAGUCUUACAACAUUGUCCAAAGGUGUUUUCAAUGGUCUAGAAAAUCUGCAAGUAUUACAUUUAGGCUCAAACAAACUGAACAAUCUUGAGGCAGGUUGUUUCAAUGGUUUAUCACGACUCGAAGACCUUGAUAUGAGCAACAAAAGCCUUACAACAUUGCCCACAGGUGUUUUCAAUGGUCUUGAAAGCCUUCAGAAACUGGAUUUGCAUUUAAACAAACUACAAAAUCUCGAGUUAGGUUGUUUCGAUGGUUUAUCACAACUGAAAAAGCUUGAUAUGAGCAACAACAGUCUGAGAAAAUUAUCCGAAAGUGUAUUGAAUGGUCUUGAAAAUCUUGAGAAACUAUGUUUGGAUUCUAACAAACUAGAAAAUCUCGAGUCAGGUUGUUUCGAUAGUUUAUCACAACUUAAGUGGCUUAAUAUCUGCAACAACAGUCUGACAACAUUAUCCGAAGGUGUAUUUAAUGGUCUUGAAAAUCUUGAGACACUAAGUUUAGAUUCACAUGAACUGAAAAAUCUUGAGGCAGGUUGUUUCAAUGGUUUAUCAAGACUUGAGGGCUUUAGUAUACGCAACAACAGUCUUACAACUUUGUCCAAAAGUGUUUUCCAUGGUCUUCUAAGUCUCCGGAGACUAUAUUUAGAUUUAAACGAGCUACAUAAUCUUGAGUCAGGUUGUUUCAAUGGUUUAUCACGACUUGUCGAUCUUAAUAUGAACUUCAACAGUCUUACAACAUUGUCCACAGACCAACUGAUUUACCUUGAGCCAGGUACUUUUGAUGAUUUAUUGAGGCUCGAAUAUCUUUAUAUCAGUCGUAACAAUCUCGGCACGUUAUCGAAAGAUAUAUUUAGGAAUUUAAAAGAGCUCCAUCAUCUUAAUUUAUAUUCAAACGCAUUGAACAAUCUUGAGUCAGGUUGCUUCAAUGGUUUAUCACAACUUGAGAAGCUUGAUCUUGGCCACAACAGUCUUACAACAUUGUCCAAAGAUGUUUUUAAUGGUCUUGAAAGUCUUCGGACACUGUAUUUAUAUACAAACAAACUAGAGAAUCUUGAGUCAGGUUGUUUUAAUACUUUAACACGUCUUGAGAACCUUAGUAUGCACAACAACAGUCUUACAACAUUGUCCAAAGAUGUAUUUAGUGGUCUUGAAAAUCUUCAGAACUUAGAUUUAAAUUCAAACACAUUAAGCAAUCUUGAGUUAGGUGUUUUAGGUAAUUUAUCAAGACUUCGAGAACUUAAUCUCAGCGACAACAAACUGAAAAAUUUAUCAAAAGAUAUAUUUAUUGAUCUACGAAGACUCCGUAAACUAAAUUUAAAUUCAAAUGAACUACAAAACCUCGAGUCAGGUUGUUUCAAUGGCUUAUCACAACUUAAUCAACUUGAUAUCAGCAAUAACGAAUUGGCCAGUUCAUCAGAAGAUAUAUUCAAUGGUCUCUCAGAAUCUUUAUCUUCUCGAUUAAGAUCUGAAUUAAAUCAUUGA